GGCAAGGUGGUAAGCUCUACCUUCACGUAGUGCCCCCAAAGAAGAAGAAUUAAAGACUGCAAAUUUAAAUGAAUUUACAUUUACUUUGAUAAACAUACAAAGUGCAGACCCCAAAUGGAGCAAUGAUAUAAAAACAAGUCGCCGUAACGCUGUCGCUGGUGUGCCGCAUCGCUCACUUGAACCAAAACAUACACAGAAACUAACGACGGACCUGGACAAAAUGUUUGCAACGUUAAAAAACAAAAUUAAGGAGGAAACUGGUGAAGAUGUGUCCACGUCAACAUCUCAGACACAGCAGCGACACACAAACAAUAACAAUAUUAAUAACAAUAAUAACUAUCGCUUGCGUAGCCGUCGUGUGAGCAUUAACUCCAACCUUGCUGAUGAUGUGGGCGGUGGCAAUGUUGUUGGUGGUAUCUACAAUGAGUCUGAACAAGUGUGCCAGCUUCGUAGUCAAUGCAAUGAGCUUUCCUCCAGAGUGUCCAUCCUCAACCAAAGUAUACAGCAACUGCAGGAGGAAAAGACGAGGGUGGAUAAAACAAAUGAAAUCCUAUUGGAGAGCGUGCGAGUGGCUCAGACGCAAAAGGAUAUUUAUUGCGAAGAACAAGAAAAGAUACAAAAUCUGCAGCAAAUUGAAAUUGAUAAGCUGAAAAAUCUGCUUGGAUUUCGAGAACAAGAAGCCGUUGAUCAUAUGAGUUCCAUACGUCAGUAUCAGCAGCAAAUUGAUAACCUUAACCAGGAAAUGGAUCGUUUGCGUACAAUCGAACCCAUAGCUGAGGAUCUUCGUGAUGAACUGGAGCAGCUACGUCACGCAACACAGCAGGAGAAAAAGCAAUUGACCACGACACUGGCUGCCGUACAAGAAGAAAAUCGUAAUAUGAAGAUGCGCUUGAGAAUUGUUGAAGAAUCGCGUUUGGAGACGUUGUCCAAACUGAGUGCAGAUCAGCAAGUGCAGGCACUUGUCCAUGAGCACAAACUGCUGGAGCAACAUUUGGAAGAGGCACAUCUGCAACUGUCCGACAUCAAAAGCUCAUGGAGUGGACAGAACUUUGCACUGGAAAAACAAGUCAGUCGCCUGUCACAACAGGUCGCCGAGGAAACCACCGAAAAACGAAAGGCUCUGAAAUCCCGAGACGAUGCAAUAGAGAGUCGCAAACAAGUUGAAUUUGAGCUAGAGAAAGCCAGCACUGAAAUCAAGCAACGAAACGAAAAGAUUAAAAUAUUGGAAGAUGAAGUCGAUGAGCUGACUGUUGCACUCAAAGAGUGCCGGGAAGAGAAUGAACAGCAAAUAAUCUUUGAGCGCAACAAAUCUGAAACACUGGCUGCCGAAACAAAAGAUCUCAAAAUGCGAAUCGCAACAGCCGACGAAAGAUUCAGCGAAUAUGUUAAAAAUGCAGAACAGAUCGCCCAAAAGCUGCGCACACAAAUUACUGAAAAGCAAGAUCUGUUAAAUGACACCCAAACGAAAUUGGAAGUAGAGCGUGAAGAGAAGCUAACCGCUUUAUUACGCAAUGCGGAAAUCUCACAAAGCGAAGAGAUACUGAAAAAGGAAUUGCGUAUGGAACAAACCGAAUCAAGCGAUCUACACGACAAAAACAAACAACUGGAGAACGAUGUACAAGAGGCCCGUGUGUCACUGAAAUCUCUGAAUGAAGCCGCCGAGCAGAAUGCUAAAGAAUUAGCUAAGUAUGAGCAAGCCCAAAGGGAAAUUAUUGAAAAGAAUAAGACAAUAAAAACGUUAAAUCAACGAUUGGGCGAUCUUAAGAAAACCUUGCAGAAGGAAUUUCGUAGCUCGCAAACAGCAACGAUUGAUGUUGAUACUGAUCAAGUAAUUCCCGCCUUUAGGAUCUCCCACGCGCCGCUUGAAUCCUUUCAGUCGGACAACAAACCCAAUUGCAUUAUUAUGGACGAAGUGAAUUUUAAAUAUUUAAAACAUGUUGUCGUUAAAUUUCUAACAAGCAGAGAGGUGGAAGCCCGACAUCUCGUUAAAGCCGUUUCUACUCUGCUUCAGCUUUCUCAAGAAGAAGAACAACUGUUACAUGAUACAUUAAAUUGGAAAAUGAGUUGGUUUGGAGUGAAACCCAGUUAAAUUUUUGAAACGUCACUGAGAGCUGAAUAAUAAAUCCAUGAAUAGGCAAUUUGCAAUAAUCAAGUACAUUCUUACAUACAUAUGUAUAUACACACACAUUCCUAAAUAUUGACUUUAGUUUUUCCAAUGAAAGUAAUUUGUACUAUGUAUAUAUACAUAUUAUAUUUUCCCGCAGUUUCGGAAACAAUUUGAUUGUGAUGUAAAAGUUUUUCUCUCUUAUCUGGGAUACUUAUACCAAAAACAUAAAG
This is a messenger RNA of Drosophila innubila, 2337 nucleotides long. RefSeq names its product golgin subfamily A member 1 (gene Golgin97). Lineage: Eukaryota; Metazoa; Arthropoda; Insecta; Diptera; Drosophilidae. The record is from RefSeq and is a predicted model, not a curated record. Bases 221 to 2089 code for a protein of 622 amino acids. Gene Ontology annotation, cellular component: Golgi apparatus. The transcript is spliced from 6 exons.